Eleginops maclovinus (Patagonian blennie) is the source of this 3297-nucleotide messenger RNA. RefSeq names its product protein kinase, AMP-activated, gamma 1 non-catalytic subunit (gene prkag1). Gene Ontology annotation, molecular function: AMP binding; protein kinase regulator activity; protein kinase binding. The transcript is spliced from 13 exons. The coding region runs from base 208 to 1200 and encodes 330 amino acids. Gene Ontology annotation, biological process: regulation of catalytic activity; protein phosphorylation. NCBI's taxonomy places the organism in Eukaryota, Metazoa, Chordata, Actinopteri, Perciformes, Eleginopidae. The record is from RefSeq and is a predicted model, not a curated record. Gene Ontology annotation, cellular component: nucleotide-activated protein kinase complex; cytoplasm; nucleus.
CACAGCAUCAUAGGAUGUGGGGUUAAUUCAUUGCCUUCAGAAGAUGAAAUGGUGGUGCGAUAACAUCACAUGAACUACGGUAACGAACGCCAACCAAGCCAAGUUUCUCAUUGCGAGCUGUAGCGGAAGACCUGCGUGGUUCUGCCUGCAAGAUCCCACCAGCUGUAAACGAACCCAACUACAGGAAGGAGAAACCCUGAAUGGAAUAUGGAGUGUAUUCCAGUGGCUAUUGAUGAUCUUGAGGGCAAAAAGGACCCUGUCAUAGAAGACCCAGAGCACAAUGUGUACACCAGGUUUAUGAAGUCCCAUCGGUGUUAUGACCUCGUACCGACCAGCUCCAAACUUGUGGUGUUUGAUACAUCACUUCAGGUGAAGAAAGCCUUUUUUGCUCUUGUUUCCAAUGGGGUAAGAGCAGCACCUCUGUGGGACAGCAAGAAGCAGUGCUUCGUUGGGAUGCUGACCAUCACAGACUUUAUUAACAUCCUUCAUCGCUACUACAAAUCUCCAUUGGUUCAGAUAUAUGAGUUGGAAGAACACAAAAUUGAAACGUGGCGAGAGUUGUACCUGCAAGACUCUUUUAAACCCUUGGUUAGCAUUUCUCCCAAUGCGAGUUUGUAUGAUGCAGUAUCAUCCCUGCUGAAGAAUAAGAUCCACAGACUGCCAGUAAUCGACCCCCUGACCGGGAACACACUCUAUAUUCUCACACACAAGAGGAUUCUCAAGUUCCUGAAGCUUUUUAUAUCAGAGAUGCCAAAACCCUCUUUCCUGGGACAAACCUUAGAGGACCUGAACAUCGGAACGUUCAAAAACAUAGCAGUGGUCCGCACAGACACACCACUGUACACGGCGCUGGGUAUUUUUGUUGAACAGCGAGUGUCGGCGCUCCCCGUCCUGGAUGACAAAGGUCGAGUGGUGGAUAUAUACUCAAAAUUUGAUGUUAUAAAUCUGGCCGCAGAGAAGACGUACAACAACUUGGAUCUGACGGUAACAAAAGCCUUGCAGCACCGUUCUCAGUACUUUGAAGGAGUGCUGACCUGCAACAGGCACGAGACCCUGGAGGCAAUCAUCAACAGACUGGUGGAGGCCGAGGUGCACAGACUGGUAGUGGUGGACGAGCAGGAAGUGGUGAAGGGAAUAGUCUCCCUUUCAGAUAUUCUGCAGGCAUUAGUCCUAACUGAUGGGGAAGAGGGCACAGCUUGAGGGAUGUUUCUGAAACAAAGAAGGCUACACAAUUUUUAGAGAAUGGUAGAGCAAAUGGAGAAAGAACAGGCAUGUGCAUAUUGAAGUACCAUCACCUAUCUCCUGUCCCCACACUUCAUAUAUUAACACAUGAAUCCUUCUCCUUCUCUGCUAAAAUAUGAAGCUUUAGCAACAAAGCAAAAUAAAAUUGUAGUAGCAUAAGACAUACAGAAGCUCCUGAAAAAACGAGCCAAAUUCCAAGCAACGAGAGAUGUAAAGACCUCUGGACGAGGAGCCGUCUUCUCUGAGCAGGCAUCAUUCCCACUGCUCGAUGGUCUUCUCAGGCCAUUAAUUAUGGCUCUUAUUACCAAUUCAUUCUCAACAGUUUUAAUUAUGCAAUCAGUCGCAAGCUAAAGAAAAACUGAUUUACCUGUAAUGCCUUUUGUUAGCAGAAUAUAAUUAUUUUAAUACAGCUGGAAUCUAUAUGCAGAAAAGCCUAUGUAAAAUCAUUUUAAACAGUGUGUCUUUUUCACAUUAAUAUUUGGUGUGCAUUAUUGUUCUGGCACGUCCCUACAUCAGCCUGAGUCCUGAACUUUGUACAUAAAAUCUGUGUUUUUUCCUGCCAAAUGAUCUUAUUUUCCUUAUUGGUUUUAUUAUUUAGACGUGUUUGAAGGAUGGAUUUAUACAAAUUUUACCUUGGAAAAACUACAAAUUUGCAAAGACAUUUUGAAGGUUAGAUGGUUACAGAAGUAUUUAUCUGUACUUGUGUCCCUCAUACACUAGCUUAAUGCUACAAUUUGCUUUGGUUAGCUCAAUUAAUCAUACAAACUCUAGUCUUCAAAGGCCUUUGAGAUGACCAGUCGUCUGCAUUGGUCAUGGUCUGAUUAUAUUUGAAAUAAGCCAGGAAGUUUUUCAACAAUUAAAUCAAUUGAUUACAUAUAACAUGUGCAAAUAUUUCAAAGACUCAGGAUUGAAUCAGUUGUGAAGCCAGACUGCAAUGUAGAGAAUGGAUCUGUUUGUUUGAUCUAUAAAAUGUCAGAAAACAUUCAGUUUCUCUGUCAAAGGUGAUGUCUUUAAAUGUUUUGUUCUGUCAGUCCAAAACCCCAAAUAAUCAAUUUAACAUGAUCCACAUCAGAGAAAAGCAGGAAUGUCCAUAUUUAAAAGCUGAAAAAGCCUAUCUAUAAGGACAAAUCCAUUCAAAACAGACGAGCCAAUUCAUCGUUGCAACUCUAGUCUUAGAACAGUUUAAUAAUAUUAGGCUCAAGAGAAGAGGAACUCAUUGGUGCAAUUCAGAUCAGUAUCAAUGCCUGCUGGUGGAGAUGACCGUUGGAUAUUUAUGGAUUCUGUGUUUUGCUAUUUUCUCUGUGUUUUCAUGUUACAACAUGUGUAAUGGAUUGUACAUUUGACUUUAGAGAGAUUUUUUUUUCUCUGCCCGUUUUGUUAAUCACACUUUGGCUCUUUGGUAUCGUAAAAGGGAAGGGCAUUGAUGGUUUUAUGAUUUCUACCUUUUUAGUGUUUAAUUUUGAUGUCAGUGAUGAUUUGUGAUGUCUGCUGCAUUCAGUUAAACAUUUUAUGUUAAUUGUAUUUAGGGGAAAUUAUCAAAAUCACUCAAAACCAGCAUUUCCUUUUCCAUUUUCAAAAGAGGAUGGGCCAGGAACAUCUCACACCUGCUGUUCUACAUAUGUCAAUGAAAUGUGAACACCUGUUUGUAAACGCACAGUUUUUGCAGUGAUCUGCAUUGAGAUUACCUUGGAAGGAUGAGCAAUAAAAAGUGAGAGAGAUUGUUUUAAAUCAUAUUAUAUGUUUUAUAGCAUCACAUAUAAUUAAUUUAAAGAUGUAACCAGGUGAAGUGAAAUUGAUUCACACUCCAACAAUAACUGUUUUAGCCAGUGGAAAAAGCGCAUAACAAAAUGACGUCAUCACCUCCACAUAGCAAACCUUUUUUAAAAUACAAGUUGAGGUUUGUAUUUAUUAUGCAGUGUAUAUGAGUUGGUCUUAGAGAUAUUGACCCAAGUUUUUGUAACUUGGACUUGAGUCGACUGUUUUGAAGACUUUGCUUUUAUUAUGACAGAAAAUAAAUGACAUGAUACUAAAUACUAGUAAAUAAUUGUGACUUGA